This is a messenger RNA of Megalopta genalis, 733 nucleotides long. Its product is annotated as sex-regulated protein janus-A. Gene Ontology annotation, biological process: peptidyl-histidine dephosphorylation. Gene Ontology annotation, molecular function: protein histidine phosphatase activity. NCBI's taxonomy places the organism in Eukaryota, Metazoa, Arthropoda, Insecta, Hymenoptera, Halictidae. The record is from RefSeq and is a predicted model, not a curated record. Gene Ontology annotation, cellular component: cytosol.
ACAUAGGAGCGCUGUUUUGGUAAGUUGAAAACUAGCCAGAAAACUUAAGUUUAAUCGAAUAAUCUGAAAGUACAUAUAUCGUCUGUAUCGAUCGACGUCUGAUCCCUUGGUCGUCCUAUUCUACUGCGUUGAGGAUAUAUGUCUAUAAGGCCAUCUAUCGUGCGUUCUACAUGGUUCGAAGUAUCCAAAGUUUUGGAAUAGUGGCUAGCCGGCUCUCAAUAUUUAGAGCAUUUCUCUCAACCAACAGACGUUACGCUACAAUGUCUGAAACUUUGAACAAAGUGCCUGACGUGGAUAUCGAUGGUCAUGGAAGAUUCAAGUAUAUUUUAAUCAAUGUGCAAGAUGAAAAUACUAAAGCUACCAAACCCAUUGUCAGGGGCUAUGCCAAGUCACCGUAUCACGCGGACAUCUUCGAGGAGGCUUGCAAGCAGCUGGAACCGUACAGCUCGUUGAAGCCGAACUGCGUGGGCGGCGGAAGAAUCGAGCACGACCCGGACGCGAAGACCAUCAAAGUCUACGGGUAUUCCCAGGGCUUCGGCAAAGCGGACCAUCAGGUGUCCGUUGGAGUGCUGAAGAAGAAGUAUCUCGACUAUACUAUCACUUGUUCGGACGAGGGCUAUUAAGCGGAACGAGGGGAGACGAAGCGUCCCCGUUUCCUGUAAUGCUGUCGUUUUUUGCGCGCCGAGAGCAUUGUCAAGUGUAUGUUCUGAAUAAAACAAAGGCUUUGGAAUAA